AAGUGGCGCUUCAAUCUUUUCUUCAAAAUUUAGUCCUUCAGUCGCGAUACCGGAAGUGCUCGAUUUUCAUUUUUUUAACAUGUUCCGGUAGCGAGUGGAAGGGGUACUUCCCCCGAUUGGAUUAAUAACCAUGGGUGGCGUGCAGAGCAGUGGGACCCACAAUUUGGGCGAUGCUUUGUGGGUUCACGAAAGACAGAGACAAAAAUUAUGUCGAGAAGGCAGUCAAUGCGAGAGUCAUGGAAGCCAAAGCUCGACUCAGGAGCGUCGGAAGCUUUUAAAACGGACUAGAAGCUUGGCCGUCAUUUCCGAGGACGAAUCGCGAUACGGGCGAGAAAUUCCUCAUUUUCGAAUAGGCGAGCCUAAUUUGGACCUGACAAGAAGACCUCAGCUAAUUCCCAGGGCAAAGUUGAUCGACCGCAACUCGCUCAAAGACAGACUCUCUAAAAGCCAACAACAUCUUUCUGAUUCCUACGACAGAUUUAACGAGGCAAAGUCAUACCAGUCUAGAUCAACUUGUGCACUUUAUCCACCAAAUGGUUUAAAUUCACUACCAGAUCCUCUGCCGUAUAAUAUUAAUAAUAAUCGAAGCAGCAGACAAGAUCCGGACCGUCUUAAUAUUUUGGAAUGGCCUGAAGCACCGAGAAGAUACUGCAGUGUUCAAAAUCUUGAUUCUGUUAGUGGUCUUGUCGAAAUUGUUGAGGAUAACUGGCCAGUUGAAGGAAAUAGGAGUCUUGACUGUAUUUACACUCAGGUGAAGAGAAAACGAAAAGAACAUAGAAGUUUGGACAGCAUACUUUUUGAAGACGACGGCGAAUUGGAAUAUUUCGACGUUCUAAACCUCCUUCCUCUCUCGAAUGUUCGACUAGAAAUUGAAGAAGCAGACAACAGGAACAACAACAUAAUUCGAGAAAGAGACAAGGACCAAUUCUUCGAUAGCACAUUAAGUAAUAGCGACACAGAAAGCACCAAAGAAUUUUUACCCUCAACUGGUAGCAACGAAACCGACGAGGAAAAAUCCAAAAUCCAAGAGGAUGAAGGAGAAUCAAAAAAAGAAUUUUGGAUAGAAUUAGUCUCACCUACAAGAAAAGAGAAAAAGGAAUUUUGGGAAAGGAUAGGAUUGCAAGAGGUGAAAAAACAAGAGAGAAAAGAAAGGAUCCAAGAAAAGAAAUCUUUGGAAGAAGAAAAUUGGGCUGUAGAUUUGAAGGCAUCUGAAAAUUCGAAUUUGUCUCCAGAUUUAAAGUUAUCCACAGAUUUAAUAUCACCCCAAGAAUCAAAAUCAUCAGCACAAAUACAAAUACAGGUAAAAACACCCCACGACUUGACAAUAACAUUAGAAAAAAAAUUAUCUGAAGAAUUAAAACCACUUGAGGCAGUGAAACCAUCCAAAGAAUUAACACUGAAAGAACCAAAAACUCCCGACGAGCCAAAAACACUCCUAGAGCCAAAAACACUCCGAGAGCCAAAAACAUCCCAAGAGGCAAAAAUAUCUAAAGAGCAAAAACCAUCCGAGAUCCUAAAACCUCUUCAGGAACUAACACCCUUCCAAAAACUAAGACCAUCCCAAACGAAAAACUUCAAAGAUUCCUUUACCGAUAAAUACAGAGCGAAUGUUGCAAUUGUGACACCUUGUGAAGAAGAGAAAGUCAGAAUUGAAGAAUUUGAAGACGUGAGGUCAAUCUGGAUAUCAGACAGGGAAGAAGAGAUGUCUCGAAGGCCCCAGAUUCUAAAAGUCGUUGACAAUGACCUGACGAGGCGUUGUAAUAAAGACUACGAUAUCAUCAAAGAUAAUGGCUCUGGAGUAGAUAAAGCGGAGCUUGAAAAAGGAAAAGGAAGCAUUGAAAGUGCCAGGUAUUUCUUUGAGCAGAAAAGUUCGCAAAAAGAAGAUCUAAAAAAUCCACCGACCGAAGGAAGAUUCGAAAGAAUUGUUAAAGAGACAUCCAACAUUAUUGGGAAAGCCUGCAACGUUGUUAAAGGAACUUUAGGUUUCGAAGCAACGUCCGAGAGUUCUGAUUUAGGUUUGGGAUCAGAAAUAGGAAGUGACACCAGAAGAGAAUCAGUCGACGAUGAAAUACAUAUUUGUAAAAACAAGGCUCACCCAAAAGAAAAUCAAGAGAAUGUUCAGGAUUCUCUAGAUAAUGCUAAUGAUCCCACAAGAAAAAAUCAUACGAAUUUGACUAGAUCUAGAAGUUGUGUUGAUUCAAUUGAGUGCCAAGAUGAGCCAGAAUUCGACCAUGUCAGAUAUAAAAUAGUCAAAUCGAAUUUGUUUGGUAAGAGCCUCUUUAGUACCUCAAAAGGGGAUGUGACCUAUGAUGGUCUGAUGCAAUAUUUGAGAGAAUAUUCUUUCCAGGAAUUGUUGUUGGAUAACAAUGUUGUUAUCAUUGAACCAGUUCGAGCUGAAGUCGAAAGAAAACCAUCAAUGAAUGCGAAGAGCAAGAGUUUGCCGACCUGUCGAGUUUCUGGAGCAAUUCAGAAAAAGGAACCAGAUUGUGAGAGGGUUUCUGAUGAGAAAUCGAGAACAUGUCCUCGGUCGAGUACCCUGAGGAAACACUUCUUCUAUCAUCCUAUUCAAAUCAAUAAGGAGUUGAAUGAUGAUGAGCUUCCUAAUCCCGAUACAGUGAAAAAUGUGCGAAUGAUGUUUGAGGAAACUCUGAGGAAAAAAAAGAACAUGGAGAGAAAUUCGGAUAUUAAGGUGAUGAGGAGUUCGAGUAUGAAGGAUCUUAGUUUGAAUGAUGUAGAUAUUUGCGAGAAUUGUGACGAGGGAGAGAAGAUUCAGGAAACUAGGUCCCGAAGCUCCAGCAGAGCGAAGGACCUGACAAGGCUUUUUGAGAAUCUGGAGAAGAAAACCUCAGCAUCAGUAGAGGCCAAAGAUGAGCCAGAGAGUCCUCGCAGUGAAUCCAAAACCAGGAUCCUGGCUCAGUCUUUCGAAGCCAGAAGUGGACAAACUUCCCCGAGUAAUUCUAACACUUCGAAUAAAAAUCGAAUCAACAGAUAUCAGCAAAAUCGUCACCACAAUUGGGAUGCAGGAAGCGUCAGCUCCGGAGUGUCCAGCGAUUAUCCGGACACUGAUCCUGGAAGCGCGCCACCCUGCACCUCCUCCGAAGAUGAAGACAUUGAUUGUCAGGAUAACGAUGACGAAGAUGAUCGUGAUCAAAGUCACUACGUCUCUCAAGAUGUUCUCAAAAAAAUUCGAGAAUGUGGAACCUCGGUUACUUAUUACGGAGGGAAGGUGGUGAACACCUCUAAUGGCCCAUUAAUUUCCCCAAUGAUUACCAAACGCUCCAGGAGGAAUAAUCGACUUCAGGAUUACGUCAAGUUUCGAUUGGUUAAGAGCAAUUCAUGUGACAGUAGAUUGGAGCUUACGGGAAGAGUUAUUGAGGAAAAGAUCAGAGGAAACUGGGAUAAAAACUCUGAUCUUAGGGAAUGUACAAUAGCAGAAAUGCCGAGUAUUGAGAUAACAACCAUAGAUAAGCAGGACCAGGAGAGCGAAAAGAUGAUUGAGGAAAAAAGGGAGCCACCGAUGGUGAUUGGAUUGGAGCCAAAAAAGGAGGACGGGAAAACCUUCAAAGCGGAUUUUAAACUGGGUAAAGUCGGGGAAUCAAAUUCCAAAAGUUUCAGCGCACUUUCUAGGUGGCAGAUUAAUGAAAAUGGUUGGAAGAGAAAUUCAGAGUUUGGCAAAAUGGAAUUCGAGGAGUUCGAAGUACUUGAAGACAGUCUCAACGGGACUGAAAAUCAUACCUAAGAGUCUUUUAAAUUAAAAAUGAGGAUUUCUUUAAAGUAUUAGCUGCUUUACUGUGCUUUGUCGUCAUACAAAAGGUAAAAUGUUAAAGUAAAUAAAGGCGAGGAAGUAUUCUAGAAAGGACUCAAAGAGGACGGUGCAAUACUCAACGAAUUUUUAUUGCGGAUGCAGCUAGCUAAGUCAACACUUGUAAAUAAAUAAGGAAAAUAUGAAAUCGAGAAAAAAUGUACAGAAGAAAAAAAUACAGUUUUUAUGGUUGCAGUAAAGUUUGUAAAAAUAAAAUAUUCUUGAAUAUCCGUGGGAAGAGAUCGAAAUGUGAUAAAUAUCUAGUUUCUGAAAAUAAAGUGGUUUGUUUGAAACUUGUA
This is a messenger RNA of Belonocnema kinseyi, 4101 nucleotides long. It is a transcript of the gene jv, whose product is annotated as protein javelin. The coding region runs from base 131 to 3739 and encodes 1202 amino acids. Lineage: Eukaryota; Metazoa; Arthropoda; Insecta; Hymenoptera; Cynipidae. The record is from RefSeq and is a predicted model, not a curated record. The transcript has 7 exons.